GAUAGCCCUCCCUUGUCUUUACUGUUAGACUAGUGCGAGAGAAAAGAUUCUGUGCAUAGCUUUACUAAGAGAGAGAGAGAGAGCGAGCGAGCGAGUAGAGGAGGAGAUCAAUGGCGGAAUUCCAACAGAAAGCUUUUGGUUUAGCGGCGACAGAUAGCUCCGGCGUUCUCUCUCCCUUCCAUUUCUCUCGCAGGGACAAUGGAGAUGAUGAUGUAACAAUCAAAAUACUCUACUGUGGAGUUUGCCAUUCUGACUUGCACACUGUGAGGAAUGAAUGGGGUUUCACACAGUAUCCUGUUGUGCCCGGGCAUGAAAUUGCCGGUAUUGUGACCAAAAUUGGGAACAAUGUUGAGAAAUUCAAGGUUGGCGACAGAGUUGGAGUUGGGGUGAUAGUAAACUCGUGUAGGACAUGUGAUGUCUGCCAACAAGACCUAGAGAGCUACUGCCCUAAAAUGAUAUUCACUUACAAUUCCACCGACAAAGAUGGCACAAGGACAUAUGGAGGUUAUUCUGAUAUGGUUGUUGUUGACCAACAUUUUGUGCUUCGUUUCCCCGAGAACAUACCAUCAGCUGCUGGUGCUCCUCUGCUGUGUGCUGGAAUCACUGUCUACAGCCCAAUGAAAUACUACGGAAUGACUGAGGCUGGAAAGCAUUUGGGUGUUGCCGGACUUGGAGGGCUUGGCCAUGUUGCAGUCAAGUUGGGGAAGGCUUUUGGGCUGAAAGUUACAGUUAUCAGUACCUCUCCGAAAAAGAAAGCUGAAGCCAUAGACAAGCUUGGUGCUGAUGCUUUUGUUGUUAGUACUGAUGCUGCUCAGUUGGGGGCUGCAACGGGCACAAUGGAUUUCAUCAUUGAUACCAUUGCUGCAGUGCAUCAGUUGGCUCCAUUGCUAAGCCUGUUGAAGAUGAAUGGGAAACUUGUAACAGUGGGAUUGCCGGAUAAACCUCUCGACCUUCCUAUCUUCCCUCUAGUUUCCGGUCGAAAGAUGAUUGGUGGAAGUGACUUCGGCGGUAUAAAAGAGACGCAAGAAAUGCUGGACUUCUGUGGGAAGCAUGGCAUAACAGCUGACAUUGAACUGAUUCGCGCGGAAGAAGUAAACACUGCGAUGGAACGACUUGCCAAAUCCGACGUCAAGUACCGUUUUGUGAUUGACGUGGGAAACUCCCUCUCCAAUCUCUGAGGGCUGCAAACAAAUCCAAUCGUUUUUGAACUCUCAUUAAUAAGGGUAUUCAAGAAUUUGAACAAUGCUUGAGAGAUUGUUACAAUAGCAAUGCUAUGACAUUCUUAAAAUACCGUCAUAUUUGUUGCA
Messenger RNA from Salvia miltiorrhiza (redroot sage), 1307 nucleotides. RefSeq names its product probable mannitol dehydrogenase. Bases 111 to 1178 code for a protein of 355 amino acids. Lineage: Eukaryota; Viridiplantae; Streptophyta; Magnoliopsida; Lamiales; Lamiaceae. The transcript is spliced from 5 exons. Gene Ontology annotation, biological process: lignin biosynthetic process. Gene Ontology annotation, molecular function: cinnamyl-alcohol dehydrogenase activity; zinc ion binding. The record is from RefSeq and is a predicted model, not a curated record.